Messenger RNA from Cadophora gregata, 2564 nucleotides. RefSeq lists its product as uncharacterized. The record is from RefSeq and is a predicted model, not a curated record. Bases 795 to 2069 code for a protein of 424 amino acids. The transcript is spliced from 2 exons. NCBI's taxonomy places the organism in Eukaryota, Fungi, Ascomycota, Leotiomycetes, Helotiales, Ploettnerulaceae.
GCGACGCCUGUUCGUGUUGAACUUCAGCGUGCACGCACAGGUCUGCGCCAACGACAGAUAUCUCGACGAAGCCGCUUCAGCAACCUCAAGAAUAUCCUUCUCAAGAUCCAGCUGCUCCCACUUCCCCAGCUUCAUCCUUAAAUCCUUCAGUUCUUUUGGAAUUCAUAUCAAUCUAGUAAUCAUAUAGAUGCUCCAAGCUGCAUUGUGGGUGCUGCCCCUCCACAAAAGGGGGGUAUUAAAACAGCUAGCAUCUGGGCCGGACUGCACCCAGUGUGGAGGAAAACAGAGCUCUGAUGCAAGUUGGCAGGGCCACUUCUAUUGCACCAACUCAGAAUGCCCUUUGUACCUGUUGGGUUGACGGAAAGUAAUGGUUGGUCAGGGAUUUUUGGUGGAAAUCAGGGUACAGCUCAUAAUUACAUUUCGGCGGGUUCGAUUUUCGCUUUUUAUACACAUAUGCAUCUUAUCCAGGCCAAAAAAUACUGGAAAACCGCUCACUGAUCACGAUCGUCUUGAACAUGAAUCUGAAAUGUUGUGAACGGCUCGAUGGCAAGCCACAGGUGCCCGACACUGUGAUUGACGGAGCGUUGCUCCAAGAUUUAGCGUAGCCGAAGUUUAACCACACACCAAGAAUAACCACGACCUUCCCGCUCCAAGCUUCUUCCCUGUUAUGCAUAUCCCUUUGUUUACCGUCGUACCAUGGAACUUCCACCAAAAAGCGAAGAUGUAUUCACUCAAAUGGCUAGAACAAACCACCGCAGAAGAAACGAGGCACGGCGAAGUGCGAUGUUAGGACCAUGUCUCCUGCCCGACCGAGCGAUCAAUGGCCGAAGCUCGACUGGUCUCAGCUCCCUCACAGUAGUGCGAUCGAGAAGAUAAUAUCGACUGGUGACUGGGAGUACCUCCGAUCAGAAGCCUCGAGACUCUAUCCAUCAUCUCAGCAGGUUCCGUGUUCUAUUGAUCUUACUCGUUUUGCAAGCGGUCGCCAGAACGCAAUCUUUGAAAUAUCCUUCUCCAACGGAACAUACUGGGUCGCCAGGGUGUCCCUUACACAAGAUGUCGAAAUGCAGAUGCUCAGCGAGGUUGCUACGAUAAAGAUUCUGCUCGAAAAAACAUCGAUACCGGUGCCGUCGGUCUUAGGCUUCAACUGCCAGAACAAGAAUUCGUUCGGGUUUCCGUAUAUGUUCAUGUCAGCUCUCUCAGGACGGACUCUCGAUAAGACAUUCGCGCUCUCCGUCCCGGAACAGCAUAAACCCAAAGUUGCCGGCCAGCUGGCAAGAUAUUGGUAUGAGCUCAGCCAGGUUACUUUUGACCAGAUCGGCCGGAUUUGGGGUGGACCCGGAGCCGACGAUGACCUCCGCAUCAUAUCCCUGCCGUGCUUUGGAGCUCGGGAUUGCGAACCUGGACUUUAUGACAUCGGGCCGUUCAAGACUUCUGGUGCAUAUUUCUCGGGUAUCAGACAAGGCAUGAACAAUCUUCUUCGUGCCCAGCACUGGGACGCUUGGCCACAGUGGUCCCGACCGUGCCAGGCGCUUACAGACGUUAUUCCCUCAUUGACCAUAGCGCCACGACGUCGACGCGGGCCUUUCCCUCUUGCCCAUACAGACUUCCACUACGGCAAUGUGCUUUUAGACGACGACUACAAUAUCACCGCAAUUAUAGAUUGGACCAACGCGCAUACCGUUCCGGUCGAGGUAUUUGCAGCGUGGCCCGAAAUCAUGAUCCCUGGCUCAGCCUCGAACGAAGUAAAGGUAGACAAAGCCCAUUUCCGAGACUUAUUCACGAAGGCGCUUAAGAAUCUCGAGUCAGCAGCCGAAUCGGGGUCAACGAGUCUGGCGAUAUCGGGCUUAUUGGAUUCGUCUAUGUUGACUGUGGUUCAUCGGUGGCUAUUCACCGUGCGAAACGUGCCUCACACACUACGGGCCGCCUCGGUGUAUGCAGAUAUGGUACUGCGGGCCUUGUACGGCGAUGAAGCAACCGUGGAGAACUACAAAUCCGUACGGAGGAACAAAAAGAAACGCACAAGCGGAGGUCUCGGAACCUUGGGAUGUGGCUCUCCUGGAACGGGGUAAUUGUGGUGACAGUUAUGGCUACGCUGGCGCAACAAUAGGCCGGAGAGGGCCCACAUGGACAAAAAUAGGUUUGAGAACGUUAUCGUGAAGUUUGCCCGAAAUUCGAGAACCUCAAAUUUUUGGCUGGGGACGGAGCGAUCUUUACAGGCAGAUCUUGAUGUAAUAUACGAUCGUUGUAUGGACGAUCUUGGCGUUCAACACGGCAAUCGGCCGUUUGGAGAAAGGAGAACAGCAAUUGCAUAGACGAGGCGAGGACUGGGGAUCAGGAUUGCGCGGCGUAUUUGGGAGUUUGAACUUCAUUUCUUUUUGCUAAAACGGGUGUGGGUGAAACAGUACGAUACAAUGAUACCAGGGGUGCCAAUAGACACGCGACUUAUUGUAUAAUACAUGAUUUCGGCAAAAAUUCAGCUAGAUUGAUGAGACCACAAGACAUGAAAUACGACUCUCCAGCUCAGGCAGCGUACCAUUGUUAACAAAGAAGGGUUUGAAAUUUUG